Messenger RNA from Scheffersomyces stipitis CBS 6054, 700 nucleotides. It is a transcript of the gene RPL20B, whose product is annotated as 60S ribosomal protein eL20. Bases 15 to 533 code for a protein of 172 amino acids. Gene Ontology annotation, biological process: translation. Gene Ontology annotation, cellular component: ribosome; cytosolic large ribosomal subunit. Gene Ontology annotation, molecular function: structural constituent of ribosome. The record is from RefSeq and is a predicted model, not a curated record. NCBI's taxonomy places the organism in Eukaryota, Fungi, Ascomycota, Pichiomycetes, Serinales, Debaryomycetaceae. The transcript is spliced from 2 exons.
CAACAGUUAACAAAAUGUCUAGAUUAAACGAAUAUCAAGUCAUCGGUCGUCGUCUUCCAACUGAUUCUGUUCCAGAACCAAAGUUGUACCGUAUGAGAAUCUUUGCUCCUAACGCUGUUGUUGCCAAGUCUCGUUACUGGUACUUCUUGCAAAAGUUGCACAAGGUCAAGAAGGCCUCCGGUGAAAUUGUUUCCGUUAACAUCAUCGCUGAAGCCAAGCCAACCAAGGUCAAGACCUUCGGUAUCUGGAUCAGAUACGACUCCAGAUCUGGUAUCCACAACAUGUACAAAGAAUACAGAGAUGUUACCAGAGUCGGUGCCGUUGAAACCAUGUACCAAGACUUGGCUGCUAGACACAGAGCUAGAUUUAGAUCUAUCCACAUCUUGAAGGUCGUUGAAUUGGAAAAGACUGACGACGUCAAGAGACAAUACGUCAAGCAAUACUUGUCCAAGGACUUGAAGUUCCCAUUGCCACACAGAGUCCAAAAGACCACCAAGUUAUACCAAGCUCAAGCUCCAACUACUUUCUACUAAGCAAUUUGUUUAUAACGGUCAUCUAAUGUUAUUCAUUUAAUUAUAAAAUUUCUAUAUUUGCUGGUUGUAAUUUUAACGGUUGUGAUUAUUGAGGUUUCUUAACUGAAAUUUGGUAAUACUCUACACUCCUAUAUAUAUUUAAACAAUAUAUGUGAAUUUAUAUACUG